Messenger RNA from Onychostoma macrolepis, 964 nucleotides. RefSeq lists its product as uncharacterized. NCBI's taxonomy places the organism in Eukaryota, Metazoa, Chordata, Actinopteri, Cypriniformes, Cyprinidae. Bases 283 to 609 code for a protein of 108 amino acids. The transcript has 3 exons. The record is from RefSeq and is a predicted model, not a curated record.
CUGUAUUGUUUGUUAUCAUGUUUAGGAACCAUGACAUUAGUGAAGGGAGCAGAUCGUAGUUGUGAUCCGUGACUAGGCCCACGGUUCAGCAUGUGUUCAGAGGAUUAAUUGCUAAAUUUAAUAGAUAACAGAGUAUUAAAACCUAAACAGAAAACAUAUUGUAAUAAAAGCGGUAGGGGUGAAUUUAUUAUUCCAUGUGAUGGAGGCCGAGUGGAGAAGCCUGGUCAGCAGUGAAUGUGAUCUAAACUUGUGUUUGCUUCUCCAGCGUCUGCAUCAGGCCUCAUGGCGUCUCUGAGAGAGGAAUACUGCAGGACACCACAGGCUCCACGAGAACACAGCACUGUCUGUCUUCACUACACCUGCUGCUCUCUCCAGAUCCCUCCAGAGGACCAACAACAUCAGGCUGCUGGCGGUUUCAAAAAAUUCCCUCAUGUCCAAAUUCAACAUGAAGGAGGUGGUCUGCUGCAGAAAGAGGCUUUUGAAAAGACUGCACUGUUCUCGAUCAUUAGAGAUGUUGUUGCUCCCCUUAAGAAGAAAAAGCAUAAGCACGUCUCUAAGCCCUGGUUAGAUGACACACUCGUUCACUCAGACAGACCUGUAGAAGGCUGAACGUAAGUGGAACAAAGAUAGAUUACAAGUUUCUUAUGAAAUCCUCAAGGACUCCCUCUCGGCAUUUCAGCGAGCUGCUAAUGCUGCUAAGCGUAAAUAUUUCUCUGAGUUAAUUUUAUGUAACAGUACUAGGCCCAAAGCCUUAUUUUCAAUGAUUGAUUCUGUUCUUAAUCCCACUAUUAAUCAUUUUCCGGAGGUAUCUGAUUCGCUUUGUGAGGAUUUUGCGAGAUCUUUUAAUGAUAAGGUUGUACAAAUUAAAUCUCUACUGACUUUGUCAGCCUAUACUUCACUUGAUGUUCCUCUCUGCUCUUGUAUUGUAUUGUAUAACCAGCUUCCCGGCAGCAACAGAGCUGAA